This is a messenger RNA of Hypanus sabinus (Atlantic stingray), 2786 nucleotides long. It is a transcript of the gene trmt61b, whose product is annotated as tRNA methyltransferase 61B. The transcript is spliced from 7 exons. Gene Ontology annotation, cellular component: tRNA (m1A) methyltransferase complex. The record is from RefSeq and is a predicted model, not a curated record. The coding region runs from base 95 to 1660 and encodes 521 amino acids. NCBI's taxonomy places the organism in Eukaryota, Metazoa, Chordata, Chondrichthyes, Myliobatiformes, Dasyatidae. Gene Ontology annotation, biological process: tRNA methylation.
ACAGGGCCGGAGCUGCAGAAAUGAGGGACGUGCCCCCGCCCUGUUGCUCCCCAGUUCUCGGCGGGCCUGUCUCUGAGCCGAGGCGGGCGGGGCCAUGCGACGCGGAGUGGUGGUUUUAAAGAGGCAGAUUUGCAGCGAUCGCGUGUUUGCAGGCGAGUGGGUUUCCAGCGGGAGCGGGAGUAGCAGAUGUCGGAGGGAUUUUUCUUUGAGCGGGAGAAAGAUGAGCCUCUUACAGCGAUCUUUCUGCAUUCAUCGGAAAGUGUGCAGACCAGCUAAGCGCUUUAGGCUUUGGUGCGGGGCUCCGGACGGCGUCUGCUCCCUUUUGCCGGGCGUUUGCAAAGGGUUAGCGAGACCGGGCUCCAGCGGCGCCGGCCCGGGUGAUGGACGUGACCGUGAGAGAGACGACGGCGACCGGGAAUUGGGAACAGGGCAUUCUUGGCCUUUAGGAAGGUCACCGUGGUCCUGGCGGCCGUGGGGAAGUGGUUUCAAUGUCCGAAGACAAUUUUUGUCCCUCCUGGAGAGGGUUAGCAAACUGAUCCCGGAACAGAUGUUGUCUAGGGAGUUGUUGGAACUGCGCGAGCAACGGCCGAUGAGCCAGGAACAGGCUGGGAAUGAUAUUCUGAGACAUUGCAGAUUGUCAUGGGUGAAAACUGAAGCGCCAGCGCGAUCCACCGCUAAGGAAGUGCCGUUUAAAACAGAGGACUUGGUGCUGGCCGAGUUUCGCAGGAAGCAUCGCUUGGAAUUGCAGAAGAUGUUCCGACUGGUGGCAGCUGGGGAACUGCACAGUAAGUGGGGGAUGCUCGCCCACCAGGAGAUCCUGGGACAUCUCCCGGGCCAGGUCUUCAGGACAUCAACUGGUUCUGAGUUUGUCCUCAGGAGACCAAGCUUGGAGGAAUUUGUGCUGCUCAUGAAGCGAGGUCCAACCAUUGCCUAUCCAAAAGAUGCUACAACCAUGUUGACGAUGAUGGAUGUUGGUAAUGGGGACUGUGUCUUAGAGUCUGGUUCGGGGUCUGGAGCAAUGACACUUUUCCUCUCUCGAGCAGUGUGGUCUUCUGGACACGUAUAUAGUUUUGAAGUGAGAAAAGAUCACCAUAACCGUGCUAAAGGAAAUUAUCAGUGCUGGCGGAAUGCCUAUGGAAUGGCUCAGGAAAAAGAGUGGCCAAAUAAUGUUGACUUCAUUAAUAAAGACAUUGUUUUUGCUGCUGAUGAUAUCCAGGGAAAGAUAUUCGAUGCUGUUGGUUUGGAUAUGAUAAACCCCCAAGUAGCUUUACCUGUCAUCUACACUCACCUCAAGCAAGGUGGAGUUUGUGCAGUGUAUCUCACAAAUAUUACCCAAGUGAUUGAUCUGCUAGAAGGGAUUCGCACUUCCCGCUUGUCCCUCUCAUGUGAGAAGAUUCUUGAAGUCAUUCACAGGGACUGGUUGGUUGCUCCUGCUUUGCGGAAGGAUGGCAGCAGAGCUCCACGGGUAGAACCACAAUGGAACAUGAGUGCUCUUGAGCAUGAAGAAGGAGAAGAUGCAGGCAAGUUGAAGGAUGAUGAUGAAGAGGAUGGUACUAAACCUUUUUGCACAGUGCCUUAUGUUGCUAGACCUCAUCACGGACAAGUUUCUCACACAGCUUUCCUUGUCAAGCUGAGGAAACUUAAACCUGCCCUUCAGUGAAACCAGGACCCAUGGAAUGAAGAGUUUAAAAACAUCUGAAUUUGCUGGAUAUAUUGUAAAGUUCUAAUCUGUACAUAAAAUUAUAUUUUUUUUGGUAUUUUCUCUUGCUUAUAUUGUGUUUUUACAAAUAUUUUACAGGCAGGAAGGGCAAGAUAGAAAAUUACUUAAACAUAGGAUUCCUAGAAUAAAUUCAUGUCCACAAAAAGAAACAUGUUUGCUGGUGGACAGGUAGUAAAUUACUUUAAAUAGUAACCAUUGAACAAAAAGGAAAAAUGUAAAUUUGAUUAGUAUGAGACCAAAUCAAACCUACCUGUUUCAAUCUAAUAAUCACUGUGCAGCACUAGAAUAUUUUAACCACAUCUGCAAUGAUAGUCAUGAAAAAUGUUUGUAAAGCACAUUUCAUUUCUUUAAGAAUUUCAUACAGGGUCAUAUCUUAAUUUAUAUCAGCAGAGUAUGUUAAUAUAUUCACACUGUAAAAUAACAUCAGUGAUGCAAUUCAGUGUGAGCUUGUAAAGAAAUGAUCCCUUUGAUGAUGGUUAUUAACAGGGAAGUGUCAGUUCUUCACUUUUUCAUUUCCGGUAUGUUUGCAAUAGAAGGAAUCUGAUGAUGUUAAAAGUAGGAUAUCCAUCCUCUCUUCUGCAUAUUACUGUGACAUGAAUCCAACAUUAUUUGCAAUGCAACCUUACUCCUCAUUUCCAUUAAACCAGUCCAUGGAUGGGUCAUAUACACCAGGGUUGUAAUUUCUUCCCCCAUUUUGUUUGGUUUGAUUGUCUAAAAGAGGGGGAAAAUGUUGAAAAUAUAGUUGUGCAUAUAUUAUACAAAACAAAUCACAAAAGAAUGAACUGACAAGAUGCAUGGGGACUGAACCAAACAGAUAAUUGGCAAAUCAUAAACACAACAUUAUGUGGGCUACAGAUGGGGAUAGUUGAUAAAAUUACACAAUAUAAUUCAAGACUCUGCUUGUUAUGGUCCAUGUAAUGUAAUAAUUCAUUUGCUUAUUAUAACAAAGAGAAAAGGGUCCAGCUUUGACAAUGAUUUAACCCUUCACUAAACAAGCAGCCUUCAGAUGUGAAAUUCAUUGUGAAUACCCAUUUAUGACAAUAAAUAUCAUUCUUUUUGCCUCCAG